GGAAGUGUGACUCCGGUACCGCCUGGCCUCUUGCAUUUCGCCGCUCCCCGGUCGGUCAGCUGACCGUCGGCCGGUCUGCUGACUCUGCCCUGAUGCUCGAACCGUGACCCGGACAUCACCAGGUCGAGCCCGGUCUCCGUGUCCGCGUUACUGGAGCCCCUGACCCGGAUUGGCUCCUGACACCCCCGCUGUCAGCCGGAGGCCGGAUCGCCGGACUCACCCGAGCCGAGUUUGUCGCACACAUCGUCGGACCCGCUGAUCGAGCGGCUCCGUUGCUCCAGCUCCCAGGCCGCUGAGCGGGUCGCCUCCCCCCGAGCCUGUGUGACUCCCAGCCGGCCCGCGGCCCCGGUCGGCCCCGCUGAGCACCAUGGCCCUGCUGGAGCUCGCCAUGCAGGGACUCGCCGUGUUCGGCUUCAUCUUGUUCUUCGUCCUGUGGCUCAUGCACCUCAUGUCCAUCAUCUACGUGCGUCUCCACCUCCAUAAGAAGAGGUCAGAGGUCAAACAGUCAUUUGUGCAGCAAACAGGAGUUUCUCUCUUGAAGCCCCUGAAGGGAGUGGACCCAAACCUCAUCUCCAACCUGGAGACGUUCUUUACUCUGGAUUACCCCAAGGGCGGCGCUCUCUGCUUCUCGAAGCUGGACUUUGCGGUGGCGUGGUUCAUCAGAGAGUCGAUGGCAGUGCAGAUCUUCUUGUCAGCUCUGUGGGACCCGACCAUCAGCUGGAGAACCGGUCGAUACCGGCUCCGCUGUGGCGGCACAGCUGAAGAGAUCCUCGAUGUGUAGUUGCCAUGACGACCGGCUGAGCCUUCAGCUUCGUCCUCAUCAAAGAGACUGAUUUGUUUUUUUGUUUUUUAAGGAAAGUUUGUGUGUUUUUAACUAUUUAUGUUCCUUUGGUGCUAAAACUAAAUGAUGCCAGAACGAGCCAAUGCACUGGAAGGAAGAAAGAAAAAAUGAAAAAAAUAAAAAAUGAGAGGGAGUGACGCAUCGCACUGAAUCGUCUAAUCUGUGAUUGGACAAGAGGAAGAAAAAAAAAUCAGCCAAUGGGGGGGGGGGGUAAAAUCCUCUCCUCAUUGGUUGAUUUUUCUUUGCUUAAAUUUUCAUGUUCAAAGUUUUUUUAUGGAAGCAAAUAACGGCCAAAAAAAAUGUUAUGACUGAAAAUGAAUUUAUAGUAUUACAAUAUUUUACUUUGAAAUUCAACCAUUAAAAGAAUUACACUUGAAAAAACUAUUAAGUUUAAUUCAAACGGAUGAUUUUCAAAUUAAAAUAAAACUGAUUAUUAAUUCAAAAUUUUGUAGUUCAUGUCCAGCAGGUGGCAGUUUUUUAUUGUUAUUUGUUGCCGAAAUUUGCUUUGCGGAUAAAUAAAUUGCAAAAAAUUUAACAUGAUUCUCCGGCAAAAAAAAGAAACAUGAGGCUCAAAGUGUAAACUCGCAGAAACAUUCGCAGCUUUUUCUCCUCGUUUACAACAAAUUCAGUUUUGGAACCAAAAAAGUUCUGGUUCUGGACUUUGGAGGUUCUUCUCUCCACGAUUCGUUAGGGAUUGAAUCCAACAAAAGAAAUAAUAAGAUUAUUCAUUUUCAAAAUUAGAAGAAAAACACUUGAUAUUAAAAUUAACCAAUAAAAUCACAUCUGAUCAUUGAUCUGUUGAGAUUGUCAAAAAGAAAAAAACUGAAAACUUCAGUCAAAAAAUGAUUUGACAUAAAAUUUGUAUAAAAAAAAUUUGCAACACCAAAUCUGAUUAAGUAUGACAAACCAGAGAAUUCAUAUUUUUGAGAUGUUUAUUUUGUGUUUUAAGAAACAUCUUUAAAUUACAACCUAACGAUCUUUAUUUUGUCCUUGUGAGAACUUUUGGUACAAACUGUUCAUCAUUAAUUAUUUAUUAGUUUGAGAUAAGUCAGAGAGUCAAGCCGCAUCUUUUGUUGUUCGUGAAGUUUCUGUCGCACACGACAUAGUGGAAAAAUAUAAACAAAGCCAAUCAGAAAAAAGAUGUAAACACUGAACAAGUUUCUUUCCUGUUGUUUCACAGUCGUUACAUUUCACGAGAGAAAAUCACAUUUCUGAAUAUUUUACUUUGCAGUCCAACACUGUAUGUAUGUGUGUGUGUGUGUGUGUGUGGACAAUCGCAGCCGUGUUGCUUUACUGUUAGCAUAGCUACAGGGGGUUUGGUUGAUGACAUCAUUGAGUCGGACGAACCCAAGACGCCAUCGUCCAGAUGGAAGUAGUUUAUUUGUUUUUUUAUGAUUAUGACCUGCUGUCUGACUGAUCGUGUCAUGUCAGGAACAAUAAAGUUUUGUCCUUUUAAAGAAGAACUUAAUUCAUACACUUGUUGUCCUGCUUUCUGAUUGGCUGUGAGAACAGAUGGUAGGCGGGG
Molecule: messenger RNA, 2366 nt
Organism: Paralichthys olivaceus (Japanese flounder)
Lineage: Eukaryota; Metazoa; Chordata; Actinopteri; Pleuronectiformes; Paralichthyidae
Source: RefSeq, a predicted model, not a curated record